AUGGCGGUAACAAGGUCGUCUACUACUUGUGAUGGUUUGUUAAUCACCAGCCUUCUUGUUGUCGUUUCUUCAUUGUUUGGGACAUCCUCUGCGCAGUUAAACGCAACGUUUUACUCCGAGACGUGCCCUAACGCAUCUGCCAUCGUUCGCAACACUAUUCAACAAGCUCUUCAAUCCGAUCCAAGAAUCGGAGGCAGCCUAAUCCGUCUUCAUUUUCACGACUGCUUUGUGAACGGUUGCGACGGGUCGCUCUUGCUUGACGACAGUGGAAGCAUCCAGAGCGAGAAGAAUGCUGCCCCCAAUGCAAACUCUGCUAGAGGAUUCAACGUUGUCGAUAAUAUCAAGACUGCCCUAGAGAACGCUUGCCCUGGCGUUGUCUCUUGCUCUGACGUUUUAGCUCUUGCCUCAGAGGCCUCGGUUUCUUUGGCAGGAGGGCCUACAUGGACUGUCUUAUUAGGAAGAAGAGAUGGCCUCACCGCGAACCAGGCCGGGGCAAAUUCGUCCCUUCCCUCACCAUUCGAAGGCCUUAACAACAUCACAUCUAAAUUUUCAGCUGUGGGGCUAAAUAUAACCGAUCUAGUAGCCCUGUCUGGAGCGCAUACUUUUGGACGUGCAAACUGCACAACCUUCAACAAUAGACUAUUCAACUUCAACGGGACAGGUAAUCCCGACCCGACUCUGAACUCAACACUUCUCAGCAGUCUUCAACAGAUUUGUCCUCAAAACGGCAGCGGAUCAGGGAUCACCAAUCUCGACCUGAGCACACCUGAUGCGUUCGAUAAUAAUUACUUCACCAACCUUCAGAGCAACAAUGGUCUUCUACAGUCUGACCAAGAACUGUUCUCUGAUACCGGUUCGCCCACCAUUGCGAUUGUUACUUCCUUCGCAAGUAACCAAACUCUGUUUUUCGAGGCCUUUGCUCAGUCCAUGAUCAAAAUGGGGAAUAUAAGUCCCUUGACGGGGACUAGUGGAGAGAUUAGACAAGAUUGUAAGGUGGUUAAUGGACAGUCAGCUACUGAAGCAGAGGACAUUCAGUUACAGUCUGACUCCGUUCAGGAAGCAGUGAGUUUAGCAGAUAUGUGA
This is a messenger RNA of Thlaspi arvense, 1083 nucleotides long. The record is from the annotation of a GenBank genome assembly. NCBI's taxonomy places the organism in Eukaryota, Viridiplantae, Streptophyta, Magnoliopsida, Brassicales, Brassicaceae.